GAUGGAAACAUUAAACACAGAACAUAGUGCUAGCAGUUGACUCUGUCUUUGUCCCUUCUCAAAUACCUUCCACCAGCCACAUUGUUUUUUCUCUUGUACCUAUCCCAAUUUGCAUAAUAUUUUAUGCCAUAAACUAAUGCACAAACUCUUACAGGUUAUGAUGUCACUCUCAACCGUUUCAACACGCGUUUUGAAGGCUCCUCCUAUCAUUGAGUUAACAAUUUUUUCUUAUUGUCCCUGCAUAUUUUCUGAGUCUUCAAGAUUCCUUAGUUUCAAACACUUCGUGUGCACCACAACAGCAUGGGGUAUGAAACCAGAACACUCUCAGAUGAGUAUGAAGUCUCAGAUGUUCUAGGAAGAGGUGGAUUUUCUGUUGUUAGAAAAGGCACAAGAAAAUCAAGCAGUGACACCAAAAGCCUUGUGGCCAUCAAAACUUUGAGAAGAUCAGGCACUGCCUCAAACUCCAACCACCCUUCUGGGUUUCCAAGACCAAAGGGUGCAGAGAAGAGCUCAGCUGCUAUGAUGGGGCUCCCAUGGAGACAAGUCUCAGUCUCAGAUGCCUUGCUCACCAAUGAGAUUCUUGUGAUGAGGAGAAUAGUGGAAAACGUUUCACCUCACCCUAAUGUGAUUGACCUCUAUGAUGUGUAUGAGGACUCAAAUGGAGUGCACCUUGUGUUGGAGCUGUGUUCUGGUGGAGAACUGUUUGAUAGGAUUGUAGCACAAGAUAGGUACUCAGAGACUGAAGCUGCAGGUGUGGUUCGCCAGAUAGCUUCAGGAUUAGAGGCUAUUCAUAGAGCUAACAUUGUGCACAGGGACUUGAAGCCUGAGAAUUGUCUUUUCUUGGAUGUGAGGAGGGAUUCUCCUCUUAAGAUCAUGGAUUUUGGUUUGAGUUCUGUUGAAGAAUUCACUGACCCAGUUGUUGGUUUGUUUGGAUCCAUUGAUUAUGUUUCACCAGAGGCUCUUUCUCAAGGGAAGAUAACUACCAAGAGUGACAUGUGGUCUCUUGGGGUGAUUCUAUACAUCUUACUCUCUGGGUAUGUUGACUUU
Molecule: messenger RNA, 1047 nt
Organism: Vigna umbellata (rice bean)
Lineage: Eukaryota; Viridiplantae; Streptophyta; Magnoliopsida; Fabales; Fabaceae
Source: RefSeq, a predicted model, not a curated record